CGAAGGCUCGGCUCGGGAAAAGGCCGCGGACGCGUCAGGCGCUGCCCGGGCAGCUUCUGAGACCGCCCGGAGAGGCUGCCGAGGAGAGGAAGCUAUUGUUUCAGCUGCUUAUUACAGACUGAUAAACUGCUGGGGACUCUUAUAGUAAUUGGCUGGCAAUCUCCUGCAGAGAGACAGAAGAAUCCACAUAAAUUAUCCUUGAAUCCAUUCUCGUGUAUGAGAAUUAUUGGCCGCAUUUUCAAAGACUCUAUCUGGAAUAUAAUCAGACGUCUGUUGGGCUUAUCUUGUUUAUCAACACUAUUUGAGAGGGACGCAUCUGAUGUUCCAAAAUGGUGCUGUUUGUACAGCAUAUAAAAACCCCUGCAAUGGCUGCAUCCAGAAACUUAAUGCAAAUACUCGGCUGUGGCAGAAUGGUUCCAUCAUGGGGACUUCUGGGAAGAAGACCUUCCAGUUGCAGUCCUGCAUGGUGCCGGCGAAUAUCUUCAGGUUUCGCUGCCAGCACCUCCGUAACAGACACAGUGGAAGUUCUUGGCAAAUCUUAUCUCCCAGAUGACUAUACCAAUGUCACAAAGAAGAUUCUUUCCAAGGUGGGGGAAAACUUGCACAACCAAAGGCAUCACCCUUUGUGGCUGAUGAAAGAGCGUGUGAAAGACCACUUCUACAAGCAAUAUAUUGGGCGCUUUGGGACGCCACUCUUCUCUGUGUACGAUGAUAUGCCUCCGGUGGUCACCGUUGAGCAGAAUUUUGACAGGCUGCUCAUUCCAAAAGACCACCCUAGCAGGAAGAAAGGGGAUAACUACUACCUGAAUCGUACCCACAUCCUAAGAGCCCACACAUCUGCCCACCAGUGGGACUUGAUGCACUCGGGACUCGAUGCCUUUCUGGUUGUGGGAGAUGUUUACCGUCGAGAUCAGAUCGAUAGCACCCACUACCCAGUCUUCCACCAGCUAGAAGGUGUCCGGCUCUUCUCCGACCAUGAGCUAUUCAGCAAUGUGGGUGGUGGAGAAAGCUUCUGCUUGUUUGAACAAGGCCACCGCACACCUCACAAGCAAGAGACGCACACCAUGGAAGCAGCAAGGCUCAUGGAACACAGCUUGAAAACGGCACUGACAAAACUUGUGGCUCAUCUCUUUGGUGAUGAUCUGGAGAUUAGAUGGGUGGACUGCUACUUCCCAUUUACUCACCCUUCCUUUGAAAUGGAGAUCAACUUCCGAGGAGAGUGGAUGGAAGUCUUGGGCUGCGGAGUCAUGGAGCAGCAGCUAGUGAACUCAGCUGGCGCAGAGAACAAAAUCGGCUGGGCGUUUGGCCUGGGGUUGGAGAGGCUGGCCAUGAUCCUGUACAGCAUCCCUGACAUCCGACUUUUCUGGAGCAAAGACGAGCGUUUCCUGAAACAGUUCCACGUGCCUCACAUUAACCAAAGAAUACAAUUCCAGCCUUUCAGCAAAUAUCCUCCUGUGAUCAACGAUAUCUCUUUCUGGCUGCCCUCUGAAAAAUACUCCGAAAAUGACUUCUAUGAUUUAGUUCGAACCAUUGGAGGAGAUGUGGUGGAAAAAGUUCACCUCAUAGAUGAAUAUACACAUCCAAAGACAAAAAGGACCAGCCAUUGUUACGAGAUCACUUACCGCCACUUGGAAAAGACCUUGACUCAGAAGGAAGUAAACUGCAUCCAUAAAUCCAUCGAGGAAUCAGUUGUACAGAAAUUAGGAGUAGAGGGAAGAUUUUGAGCUUUGAAUUCUCCAGUUUUCUUUUAUCGCUGCCCUGCCCACACCCCCUUCUGUUUGAAAGCAGUUUCUAUCAUGUGGAAGCUUUUGGCAAUGGUGGAAUUUUCAGGUAAUAAAAAGUGAACAACAUAACAGUUCCUGAAAAUAUCAGUGAA
This is a messenger RNA of Podarcis raffonei (Aeolian wall lizard), 1876 nucleotides long. It is a transcript of the gene FARS2, whose product is annotated as phenylalanyl-tRNA synthetase 2, mitochondrial. Gene Ontology annotation, biological process: phenylalanyl-tRNA aminoacylation. The coding region runs from base 330 to 1724 and encodes 464 amino acids. Gene Ontology annotation, molecular function: phenylalanine-tRNA ligase activity; tRNA binding; ATP binding. The transcript is spliced from 9 exons. Gene Ontology annotation, cellular component: cytoplasm; mitochondrion. The record is from RefSeq and is a predicted model, not a curated record. NCBI's taxonomy places the organism in Eukaryota, Metazoa, Chordata, Lepidosauria, Squamata, Lacertidae.